UUUAGGUACCGCCCCCCUUUCUUGUUGCUUGGCGACACAGGCCGCCGCCUCUACCAAGUGAAUCGCAGAGGUAGCGGUUCCCGGAGGACUGAGACGGUUUUGAGAUCCCAGAAAACCGACCGGAUCGGAGCUCACGCUUGCUGAGACGUCAGAAGUCACAGUAGGAUUAUGUCCUCCAGGGCAGGAGGAAGAGUUCAGAGACUGACGCAGUAGCACCAGAGCGGUGGUGGACCUGAGCCACUUGUUGGCUACUUGAACCUAGAUCCCAACUAGGAGCUUCAAGCCUGGGACUCCUUGCUGAAAAAGAUGUUUAACCUAAACCUGCCACCAGAUCCCAAGGAGGUGGCGGCCAUUGAGGCUAGAAGAAAUCGAGAAAGAGAGCGACAAAACCGAUUCUUUGAUGUGCGGACCCGAGUCAUAGGGGUGGAUGUUAGAGCGCUGAACAGCCAGGUGCAAGAGCAGAAGCUUCGGGAGGCAGCAGAGCGGAGCAAGGAGGCAGCUUACGGUGCCAACCAGGUGCACUUUGACCUGGUAGCCCAGAUGCUGCAGAAGAAAGAGGAAGAACGAAAACGUUGGCUGCCCCAAAAAGUCCAGGAGUUUCCAGCACAGGGGCAGCAGCUCAAAAAGAUGCAUGAAUUUUGCCUUUGGGAUCCAGACCAACCAUGGAAGGGGUAUUCAGCCUGUCGCGGUGACACUAAGCCCCAAUGUGGCCCAGCCAGCAUGCAGUGCCUCUCUAGGGAGGACUUGGACAGGACCACGUGCCGGAGAAUGCAGCAGGAGUUCAAGCACAGCCUGGAGAAGCAGGUGAAGGAGCAACAGCAAGCCAGGGCUGAAGAAAUCAGUGCAGAUGAGCUCAGAGACAAGCUGCGCCUAGCUGUGGACACGCGGGCCGCCCAGCUGGCCAAGCUGGAGGAGUCCUGUUGCAAAGCCAUGAGGUAUGCCGUGGCCAACGCCAACAAAGUCCAGGCAGCUGAGCAGGCCGAGAGAAAGCGGCAAGAGCAUCAGCGUGAACAGGCCACCAGCUUCAAGGAUAUCCAGCACCAGGUCAACAGUGGCCUCCUGACUGGGAAACACCAUAUCACCCAGCAUGCUGAGGCUCCCUCCCAGGUCCUGCCCCAUUCCUGGAAGGGCAUGACUCCAGAGCCAAGAACUACCAUCAAGAAAUUCCAGGAGGCCCAAUGUCAUGAAAAGCAGGCACAGCGCCAGGCCGAAAAAGCACUGGAAGCCCAAUGGGGAAGCCAGGCCAUUAACCUGGCCCAAGCAGCCUUGGAGCUAGAAGAGCAGGAGAAGGAACUGUGUGCUGAAUUCCGGAGGGGGCUGGGCUCCUUCAACCAGCAGCUGGCUCAGGAGCAAAAGGCCCAGCAGAAUUACCUGAAUUCAAUAAUCUACACCAAUCAACCUACGGCCCAUUACCUACAGUUCAACACCAGUAGCCGCUGAGCUCAAGAUGGUUGGCUCUUCCUCCCCCUACCCCCAUCAAACUCACAGAAGCUAGGAGUCAAAAAAGAAAAUGCUACAGACCUCUGACCACAAUCCAUUCCCCAGAGAUAGCUGAGCCAGUACACCCACCUUUGAGCCUAGGUAAUAAAGUUGUUCACUAAAAUCAAG
This is a messenger RNA of Phyllostomus discolor (pale spear-nosed bat), 1608 nucleotides long. RefSeq names its product RIB43A domain with coiled-coils 1 (gene RIBC1). The record is from RefSeq and is a predicted model, not a curated record. Bases 307 to 1440 code for a protein of 377 amino acids. The transcript is spliced from 8 exons. NCBI's taxonomy places the organism in Eukaryota, Metazoa, Chordata, Mammalia, Chiroptera, Phyllostomidae.